Monosiga brevicollis MX1 is the source of this 972-nucleotide messenger RNA. RefSeq lists its product as uncharacterized. Gene Ontology annotation, cellular component: cytoplasm. The transcript is spliced from 2 exons. Gene Ontology annotation, molecular function: ATP binding; calmodulin binding; calcium/calmodulin-dependent protein kinase activity. Gene Ontology annotation, biological process: positive regulation of protein kinase activity; intracellular signal transduction; protein phosphorylation. The annotation marks the transcript as partial. The record is from RefSeq and is a predicted model, not a curated record. NCBI's taxonomy places the organism in Eukaryota, Choanoflagellata, Craspedida, Salpingoecidae.
AUUCGCAGCAUGCAGCAACAGGAGAUUGAGCAGGUGAAUCAAUAUCGAAUGUUUCAGGUCCUGGGACGCGGCGCGUUUGGCACUGUCCGCCUUGCCCGCGAUAUCAACUCGGACAACCUCUUUGCGGUCAAGUGUGUUUCAAAGCGACGCCUGCGACGAAAGACCUUUGGGCGCGCCCCGGGCUUAGCCUCCACCCGCGGUCCCACCCCAACCCGAGGUCCCAACGGGAGCAUUUUUGACCUGACUCAACAGAUUGACAGCAUGCUCGGACGAGAGGUCGGAAUCCUCAAGCGCUUGGACCAUCCCAACAUUAUCCGUCUCUUUGAGGUGAUCAAUGAUCCCGAACAUGACAUUGUCUACAUGGUCAUGGAGCUCAUGCGCAGUGGUGUCGUCAUGGACAUGGCCAAGCCAGACUCGAUCGUCCAGCUGUCCGAGACACGGGCCUGCGCUUACUUUCGCCAACUCGUGCUGGCCAUUGAAUACCUGCAUGCCCGUCGCAUCGUCCACCGGGAUGUCAAACCGUCCAACCUUCUCUUGACUGAUGAUGGCCUGAUUAAGCUGACCGACUUUGGCGUCUCCCACUACUUUGAAGACCCCCUGACAGACUUCUGCCUCUCCCGCACCGAGGGCACCCCUGCUUUUCUUGCUCCCGAGUGUUGCGACGCCAGCGUUGAACAGUUUGAUGCCCGCGCCGUGGAUAUCUGGGCUUGUGGCGUCACCCUCUAUUGCUUUCUGUUUGGCACCAUGCCUUUCAAGGGUACUACCGCUUACGAAACCUACAAUAAUGUCCUCAACGAGGAAAUCAGCUUUGAUCCCUCCCUUCGCCCUACGCCCCUGACCCCGGAAGCCUUCAACCUCCUGCGCCGUGUGCUCGACAAGGACGCACAACAACGAAUGACCAUGGGUCUUCUGCGGCGUCAUGCCUGGGUCACUCGCGAUGACACAGAUCCCAUGCCCAGCGUGGCGGAAAAC